CCGCAGUUCCACGCGGGAACCCAGCAGCACCACAUGAUGCAGCAGAUGCCAGGGCAGCUGCAGAUGCCAGGGCAGCAGGCGGUGCCACGCCAGCAGAUGCCAGGGCAGCAGCCAAUGACAGGGUUCUUGCAGAUGCCAGGACAGCAGCAGAUGCCAGGGCAGCAGAAGAUGCCACCGCAGAUGCCUGGGCAGCAACAGAUGCCACCGCAGCAGAUGCCAGGACAGCAGCCGCCCGUGCCACCGCCUGCUGGUCCGCCCCCAGCGCAGACAUCGCCCGCUGCGACGACUGCAAGUGCUGGAAUGAUGAGCCCACCGACGUGGCCUUUCACGCAGGAUGCGCACAACAUGCAGCAGAUGAUUGCCAAGGGCAAAGCGAUGGGCAAGGGCUCGACCGAGAUUGCACAGAUGGUAGCGCACACGAUGAACCAGCGCGAGCAGCUCAGCCAGAUGACGCCCGCCCAAGUCAAUACCGAAGUGAUGCAGCAGCAGCAACGCAUGAUCGCCCAGCAGCAAGAGGACAUGCAGCGCAUGCAAGCGCAGGUGCAACACUUGCUCAGCGUCAACGCGAUGCACAAGAUGCAGGCCAGCGGAGUGGAGAUCCCGCCUGCGAUGCAGCAGGCCGCUGCCACUCCUCCUGGGGCGCCAGGGACCCAUGCGCCAGCCCAGCCCGCUGUGGGAGCAGUGGAUGCGGCGCGCGCUGGCCCCAUGGGCGCUACGGCUGUGCCACUGACGCCGAGGGCGGAUCCCGCGGUCCCUACGGGGGGUGCCGCCUGGGACGCUUCGCAGCCGCCUGGGGUAGUGACUGUGACUGGCUCUCCGACGCCGUACGUGGAGCCGCUCGACCCGACCCAGAAGAUGACGCAGGAAGAGCUGAUGCCAGGUCCAGCUCUGUCGGUCACGGAGGACACGCUCUCGUCAUCCUCGCUGCCCACGGACUCGCAGUUUCAAACAGCUAUCAACGAGCUAGCGGAGAGGGGUGCGAUCAAGACGAACCUCAGCCACGGGCCCCCGAGGGAGGAGGCCAAGGAGAGGAGGGACACCUUCGUCACGGGGGAGUCGCCGCCGCACAAGGCGAAAUGCGUCGACGACAUUUAG
Prorocentrum cordatum is the source of this 1095-nucleotide messenger RNA. NCBI's taxonomy places the organism in Eukaryota, Dinophyceae, Prorocentrales, Prorocentraceae. The record is from the annotation of a GenBank genome assembly.